CUCCAGGACACUCAGCAAAACAAUAGAAAAAAAUAGAAGUAAAGAAGAUAAAGAACGCCAGCACCUCCCAUCCAGCCUGACCCAGCUUUAUUUAUGUGCAAUCCGCACAAAGGUGCUCCCUGUACUCCCAGCUGAGAUUGGAAGACUCCAGGACGCUUGGCAAAAAAAAAAAAAAAAAAAAAAAAAAAAUAGAAAUAUAAAUAAAAGGAAGAAAAGAAGAUAAAGAGCACCAGCACCUCCCACCCAGCCUGAUCCAGCUUCAUUCCCCAUCACCAGGGAGGAACACGCCCAGCCGAAAUAAAGUCUGUGCUCUCCGGGACGGCUCCAGCCGGGCGAGCCGGGGCUGGGCGGAGCAGGAUGGUUCCCAUCGCCCUGGAGGUGAGCUGCAGCUUUGCCGCCUGGCUGUGUCUCUACAGCUGCCUCUGCCGCUGGAACCGGCAGCGCUCCUGCAAGUGGAGCUGUCGCCUGGUGACCCUCCUGCACGGGCUCAUUGUCACCUGCCUCUCGGGCUAUGUCCUGUUCCUGGAUGGCCCCUGGCCCCUGACCCACGCAGGCUCACCAAACACCCCUCUCCAGAUCCACGUGCUCUCCCUGACCUUGGGCUACUUCAUCUUUGACCUGGGCUGGUGCCUGUACUUCCAGACCGAGGGGGACCUGAUGCUGCUCCACCACACGCUGAGCAUCUGCGGCAUGAUCCUGGUGCUGGGGCUGGGCAAAUCGGCCACGGAGGUGAACGCCGUGGUGUUUGUCAGCGAAAUCACCAACCCCCUGCUCCAGACCCGCUGGUUCCUGCGGGAGAUGGGCUCCUACCACACUGCCCUGGGCACGCUGGUGGAUUUCCUCUUCGUGCUGCUCUUCCUGGUGCUGCGCAUCGGGGCGGGAGCGUGGAUCGUGUACGGCAUGGUGACGUCCCCAGAACCCAACUGGCUGCUCAAGGCUGGGUGCCUGGCCAUGUACGUGGUGUCCUUGGGGUUCAUGGUUGAAAUCUGUCGCUUUGUGAGGAGGAAAUUGUGGAAAAAAGCCCCUUCAGUGGAUGCAUGAUCCCGUCAGGAGUAGCAGUGCGCCUGUGGAAACUGCUUGGCUGCUCGUUAAUGGGUUGUAGAGGAUGAUCCCCUGGCUGCUGGAGCUUGUUCCUGUGAGAAGAACUCCUAAAAUGACACAGAAGUGACUUUCUGCUGCCCCUGGAGGAGAUGGAUCAGUGCCAGGAACAUGGACAAGCUGAGGGAUUUGAGUGGGAACUGAGGAGCCUGGCACUGAUUCCCUGAGUUCUCCAGCAACGCCAGAGAUGGUCAACCUGCAACCAAUAAUUGCACAGUUUGUACGUUCUGUCCUCAUUUCCAAUGCAGAGUAGAAAAAAAUAGGAAAAAACUCCCAUUUUCCUGCCAGUGGCUGGGGGCCUGGCCAUGUACGUGGUGUCCUUGGGGUUCAUGGUGGAAAUCUGUCACUUUGUGAGGAGGAAAUUGUGGAAAAAAGCCCCUUCAGUGGAUGCAUGAUCCCGUCAGGAGUAGCAGUGCGCCUGUGGAAACUGCUUGGCUGCUCGUUAAUGGGUUGUAGAGGAUGGCUGGAGCUGGCUCCUGUGAAAAGAACUCCUAAAAUGACACAGAAGUGACUUUCUGCUGCCCCUGGAGGAGGUGGAUCAGUGCCAGGAACAUGGACAAGCUGAGAGAAAAGGGAUUUGAGUGGGGGCUGAGGAGCCUGGCACUGAUUCCCUGAGUUCUCCAGCAACGCCAGAGAUGGUCAACCUGCAACCAAUAAUUGCACAGUUUGUAUGUUCUGUCCUCAUUUCCAAUGCAGAGUAGAGAAAAAUAUGAAAAAAUCCCAAACAUUUUCCUGCCAGUGGGACUGGGUAAGGGGCAAAGACUUCCUGAGCCUCACCCUCCUUAAUAAUCCUGGAUUUGGACAAUGUGUAAAUACUCGAGUGAAAGACUCUGAACGAGACUGAAGUGCUUGCAGGGUGUAGUGGAGUUGUCCUUUGAGUGUGAAGUGAUGGCACUCAAGGUGAGGCAGUGUUUUACCUCCUUGUUUUUAAUGACGCAUUUCCUUUACUGCUUUUUUAACACUUCCAUUGGGUGCUGAUCUCAGAGCAGAGUGAUUUCUCUGGGACUGACUCAGGCCCUCACAAACAAAGGUCAGGAAUUAGAAUUAUGCCAAUAAACUCCAUGAGCAGGUGCUGGCCUGGGCUGGGAUUGCUUAAGAAGAAUAAUCAGGAUUUUUGUGGGAGAGGGAGGACAGUGAAGAUCCCCCCUGGAUGCUCUUUCUGUUCUGGGGCUGGCUCAUUUGCAAGCUGAAUUCAUGGCUAAUGAGUCAAAAAUGUGAUUAUUUCCAGGAAUGUUUAGGCACCAGCAGGUCUCAGAGCAUGUGACAGUUCUUUCAUUUUCUUUACCUCUCAGAAUCGUGUUCUCACCUUUUCCCUGGGGUUUUAAUGUGAAUUUCCCUCUGUUCAAGGCCACAGUUCAGAUUUAGCUCCUCCAAAAGCCUCGCUGAGAGCUGAGAAGCGAAAGCAGGGGUGAGGGAGGGGAGCAGUGGGGACGCGGCUCCUGCACUGCCUUUAUCUCUGAAUUUGGCUCUGUUCAGGGCAGAUAUCAGCCUCUGGCUGGGGCUCCUCAAGGUGCCUGGAGAGAUUAAAAAAUAACCUGAAAUAACCUCAACUUUGGGCACGUCCGCUGAAGGCAUUGCAGCUGUGAACCCGGGCGAGUUCCUGGGCCGAUGUUUUUUGGGACAGCAGGAGCCAGAGUGGCCUCCUGAGGUGUGGGCACCUGCCAGGCUCUCUGUGUUCCUUCCAAAACCUCCUCUGAGUCAUGGAACUUCUAAUAAAGUCAUGUUCUCCUUUGAAAA
Molecule: messenger RNA, 2835 nt
Organism: Zonotrichia leucophrys gambelii
Lineage: Eukaryota; Metazoa; Chordata; Aves; Passeriformes; Passerellidae
Product: TLC domain-containing protein 5-like
Exons: 3
Coding region: 358-1041 (227 amino acids)
Cellular component (GO): membrane
Source: RefSeq, a predicted model, not a curated record